UGAAAAAGACGGCGGGAAAUCUGAGUUUCGCGGGAGGACCUUCGCGCGUAAACCGCAUCCCUUCAUUCAUUGUCAGCUUCCUGGAGCCAUUUUUCAGCCGCGGCGGUGGCAGGGAGGUCGAAGCGGGGCCCAAUCACUUCUAGCAGCACAAUCCGCCUGCAUCUGCCCCCUCCGGAGCCCGAUCGCCCUCCGAUAAGCUCACCCCGAGAUCGGAGGGGGUCCCUGCUCACUGCAUCGGUGACUAUUUGCAGGCUACGGGGGCCGGGCCCGCACGGAUUCCAAGGGUCGGAAGGAGGGAGGAAGCCGAGUGUGCCCGGGAUCGGAGAGCGGGAGGAGCAGUAUGAGGAAAGGAAUCCUCUCCGGACACGACAAGCUGCUGGUGACCGGCCUGCAGAGCUCGGAGAAGGGAUCCGGGGGGUUCGUGACCGGGGGAGGCUCCACCGCCACUAUGGUGGGAGGAGGAGGAGGGGGAUACCUGCACAUCCUGUCCUCUCCCGGCCCGGUACACGGACUGUGUGUAUCCGAACAGCAACACCAGGCGGCCGCCAGCUUCAUCUACUCUACACCGCAUGGACCCGCCGCCAGAGCCGGCCUACUGCAACCUACAGUGGGGCGCCCUCCGGCUAAGCGGCGGCUGGAACUUGGAGAUGGAAGUCAACAGUAUCUUUCUGAAGGACUAAAAACACCAAAAGGCAAAGGAAGGGCAUCUGUACUUUGUCCAGAUAGUCCAAAAACUCCAAAGUCUCCCUUGGAAAAGACUCGUUAUGACACUUCACUUGGGCUCCUGACAAAGAAAUUCAUUCAGCUACUCAGCCAGUCCUCUGAUGGAGUUGUGGACCUUAACCGAGCUGCAGACGUCCUUAAAGUGCAGAAAAGAAGAAUUUAUGACAUUACAAAUGUAUUAGAAGGCAUUCAUCUCAUAAAAAAGAAAUCAAAAAAUAAUAUCCAAUGGAUGGGCUGCACUUUGCCUGAUGAUGGAAUCAACAUGGUACGGUGUCAAGGACUAUCCAAGGAACUGUCAGAACUUAGCCAGGAAGAGGCUAAACUAGAUGAAUUAAUACAGAGCUGCACACUAGACUUGAAACUUCUAACUGAGGAUUCUGAGAACCAAAGGUUGGCCUAUGUAACCUAUCAAGAUAUAAGGAAAAUUGGUGGCCUUAAGGAUCAAACCGUUAUUGUUGUCAGAGCUCCCCCUGAAACUAGACUUGAAGUGCCUGAUCCUGUCGAGAGUUUACAAAUUCACUUGUCCAGCACCCAAGGAGCAAUUGAAGUGUAUUUAUGCCCUGAAGAAAGUGAAUCCAGUAGUCCGGUGAAGCAAAGCCAUCAGGACCAAAAUGGGAAUAUCUCCAAACCAAACUCCAAAGAUGUACUAUCACCUAAUAUAGAACACUGUACAAUGGAAGCAAUUUCUCCCUUGACCUCUCCAUCAAACCUCCUACAGCAAACAGAAGAUCAAAUACCUUUAAGUCUCGACAACCCGUUUGUGAACUUACUCCCUCCCCUUAUCCAUGAGGAUUAUUUACUAAGCCUUGGAGAAGAGGAGGGCAUCAGUGAUCUGUUUGAUGCCUAUGAGCUAGAAAAACUUCCAUCUCUUGAAGACUUCAUGUGCAGUUGACUCCUAUGAUCCCAAGGCCACGCUUUUGUUCUGUAUGAAUUUCAAAUGGAAUCCUAUCAACUUGUUGGCGUUGCCUACUUGACACCUUAUUUGCCUGUGUCUUUUAAAGAAGGCAUGCAUUUAAUAAGGCAGCAAUUGCUGCAAAAAGUGCAGUUAUUUCAUUCCAUACUACUUGAGGCUAUGCAAAUUUACUGCAUUAGGAUGGUCUGCUGGGAUUGCUAAAGGCACAAAUGAGCAACUUGAAUGGGUUUAGCUUUCUCGGUUUGUUUCCAUUAAUAGUACAUGGCCUGGUGAAGUCAGUCUGUGCCUUCUUGUACUAGUUUACCCCAGUUUUUGUGGAGAAACUCCACAAUAAAUAUGAACUGUCAUUUUUGCAUA
Rana temporaria (common frog) is the source of this 1993-nucleotide messenger RNA. RefSeq names its product E2F transcription factor 3 (gene E2F3). The transcript has 7 exons. The record is from RefSeq and is a predicted model, not a curated record. Gene Ontology annotation, molecular function: RNA polymerase II cis-regulatory region sequence-specific DNA binding; protein dimerization activity; DNA-binding transcription factor activity, RNA polymerase II-specific. Gene Ontology annotation, cellular component: RNA polymerase II transcription regulator complex. Lineage: Eukaryota; Metazoa; Chordata; Amphibia; Anura; Ranidae. The coding region runs from base 341 to 1615 and encodes 424 amino acids. Gene Ontology annotation, biological process: regulation of transcription by RNA polymerase II.